Messenger RNA from Rhizophagus irregularis DAOM 181602=DAOM 197198, 976 nucleotides. The record is from RefSeq and is a predicted model, not a curated record. NCBI's taxonomy places the organism in Eukaryota, Fungi, Glomeromycota, Glomeromycetes, Glomerales, Glomeraceae.
CUAGGAUUAUCACUUUCUGCAAAUGAUACGUUAUCGAAUAAUGAAAUUUAUGGAGUAAUACCUUAUAUUGCACCAGAAAUAUUUAAAGGGUCUACAUUUUCUAAAAAAUCUGAUAUUUAUAGUCUGGGUAUGAUUAUGUGGGAACUUACAACGGGUUGUAAACCUUUUGCUAAUGUUGAACAUGAUCAUAGACUUAUUUAUAAUAUUAUUGAUGGUGUACGACCUGAAAUUACAGAAGAUACACCAGAUCAUUAUGCUAAUGUAAUGAAAAGGUGUUGGGAUUCUGAUCCUAAAAAAAGACCUUCUGCAGGUGAAAUUUCUAAUAUGUGUUUAAAUUGGUAUCGUCAAUCUAAUCAAGCUGCUGAAUUAAAAAGAAAAGAGUUAAUAAAUUCAAAGAAACUUGGUCCCAAGUUUAGUGAAAAGCCUCAUCCAAAAGCUAUUUAUACAAGUAGACCAAUAAGUUCUUACAUUUCAAAAUGCUCAUCUAUAUUUUCUAAAUGUUCAUCUAUCAAUUCUUCAAAUGAUUAUACUUCAAUAGAAGUAGUAUUAGACAUAGACAUUGAAAGUAAAUCCAAAUUACUUGGAACUAAGAGAAAGAUUGAAGAAUUAUUAAAUGACAAUUCUUAUGAAAAUAAUGGUAAAUAUUUUAUUUGAUUAAACGUUAUCAAUAUUUGUUGUCUUAUUUUAUUUAUUUAUUUUUAAAAAAAAGGAAAACCGAAAACACUAAAAUUAGUUCCAGGCUUCCCUCAUUAGAUUUAAGUACUAAAUAGUUCUUAAAAUUUGAUUAUAAAAUAAUAAAUAUAUGUUGGAAAAAAUUAACGGUUAAAAAGGGCUUAAUCAAUAGAUUUGUUUCGUGUAUAAAAUUAAAAUUCAUUUAUACUUUUGUUCAUGAAAAAUGGAGGAUUUUUUAUAGCGUGUUAUGACCGAAAUCGAUCUUGUUAGAUUUUAUAAGAAUCAAAUUGCGCGAUGCUGAUGC